AAUUUAUUGAUAUUCACCGAGAACUAGAUGGCAGAUGGUGGGCGUAAGAGAGGCGACCGCCCGAAAUAUCGAAGGAGCGACUCGAAACGCUCUAGAAGCAGCAAGACGAAAAUCAGACUAGAAGUGGAUACAUCUGGCGGUGACUGUGAAUCAUCUGACGAUGUAGUAAGGCAAUUUUUACGACGUUCUUGGUCGAUCGCGAGAAGCGCAACUGUAACCAGCAGACCUACAGACAGCGAUAGACAUAAAGACGACAACUCAAGAUCUGCGGAUGAUUUUAUUGGUUCUCUAAGAACGGAAAAUAGAAGUAGAGACGAUGAAGAGCAGUAUGAUUUCAAAAAUGGCGCCAGCAGUUCUCUUGUCGAAGAUGGCUCGAUCACCGAUUUACUAGAUGAAAUAACUGUGGUGUCAUCUGAAGUAGAGAGCUCUCAAGAGGCUGUAACGUCUGCUCACGAGUCAAUUCGUAUGAACGUUUUUCAAAGUAGUGCCAAUGAUGCACUUGCCAUUCCCUCCACACCUCGAACUCCUCGACUAGUCCAGCGGCCUGCUGGACUCAACAACUCGCUUGAACGUGUUCCAUCUCUUAUCUUUCGUUAUGACCCAGAGAGAAUAUCAUUGGCAUCUAGUAGGCGAUCUGAAGACAGGCCUUCUGCUUUGAGAGAAACAGCCAUCAUGGGGACUGCUGAUGACACUGCUAUGGACACUACUGCUGUGGACACUACUACUGUAGGUGCAGGUUGUAUUGAUGCUGCUGUUCACUUGCGUGAGCAUGAUGGAGACAAAAAUAAAAAGAAACGAAAGUUCAGAUUUAGAAAAAGCUUGAAAAAGAUUCGCAAAAGCCUUGUCAGACAACCAUCACAAGAUGGAGGAGAGAGAGCUAAUUGGUCUGAUCUACAAAACGAUAAUCUAGAAACAAGAUAUGGACAUGAUAUUGAAGGGGGUGAAGAAGAAGAAAUAACAGGUUCACAGUCAUCUCAAGACUCAGUUGGUGUACGCAAAAAGAAACCAGGAAUGAUGCAGCGGUUGUCAGCUUGGUUUACUGGAAAGAAGGAAUCAGCUAUUGUACCUGUUGCACAGCAACAAACAGAUUUUGAAGAGUCGAUGUUUCAAAGAAAAGCUAGCUAUCACAAGGCAAUAAACACUGGUAGAUGGUCUGGUGUUUACGUUAGUGGAUCUUCAACUGAUGACGAGGCAAGUGAAGAUGAUGGGCAUGAGGAAUUUUCACAAGAGAUAAUAGCAGACUCAGGCCCACCAAACCAAGAGGAGCUAGAAGAAGACAGAGAAAGAGUUGUUGAUAAAUUGGAAGAGAUUGGGUGCCAUAUUGAAGAACAGUUCCGAGAUCAGUUAAUCGAUGCAGUUAAGAAACUGGACAUCAGUGCUGCUUUGCAGUAUCCAAGGUUCUCCAAUGUAGUGGGAGCUCUAGUUGAAGGAGGAAAGAUGACAAAGGCUGGUGUCAUGAAAUUGCUUGUGUUUGGUCGGCAGUUGGUAACUGGAGUGCCUCAGGAAUUAGUAUCAAUGAUUGAGCAAUACACUUCUCAGGCAGUGGAAGAGUAUGCCUCGGACUACAUCAGAACUAGUGGUGGCUGGGGUGCUAUUGCUGACAACUAGACUGUUUCAAGCUUUCAGAUAAGGUAAAGAACUCUACUUAAAUAUGCAAUUGCAUACUUGGACCUUGAAGGGAACUUCUUCUGUGAAUGAGGUUAUCCUUCCCUUGCCUUUUUUACAGUUUGAUUCUAAUGUAAAGAAGCACUGUCAGAUUUUAAAAGUUUAAUUAAUAAAUUGUUAUGACGCCUGUCAACUUGUUAGUUCGAGUUACCCAGAUAUAUACACGGCUCUGAAGUUACGUAC
Molecule: messenger RNA, 1848 nt
Organism: Corticium candelabrum
Lineage: Eukaryota; Metazoa; Porifera; Homoscleromorpha; Homosclerophorida; Plakinidae
Exons: 4
Coding region: 28-1608 (526 amino acids)
Biological process (GO): regulation of apoptotic process
Source: RefSeq, a predicted model, not a curated record